AUGGGGGAGCCCGCCACCGCCGUGAGCCAGCUGCUGGGAGCGACCCGCGAGGCGCAGCUGCUGCAGAGCUUCUUAGGGGUCAGCCUGGCAGCCGACGCCAACGAGGCUGCCGUCGGCGUCGACAAGAAGAGGGCUGUCAGCUUCAAGAGGGCGGCCGCCGCCGCGGUGGCGGUGUCGGCGCCGCCCCCGCCGCCUCCAGACGCAUCGGCACCUCCGAUACCCGCCGCUGCGGCGGACCAGUCCACAGAAGACCAGGUGGAGGAGGAGGAGGCGGAGGAGGAGCAGCAGGAGCAGGCGUCGUCCCGCAAGGUGCUGAGCCCGUUCGCGCAGAUCCUGCGCGAGAUCAAGCUGCGCACGCUGCACCAGCAGCAGUCGCGGCCCCGCCAGCGGAGGACGCGCGCCGCGCCCUACGAGGAGCUGUACACCGACAAGGACCGCGCCGCCGCCGUCAGCAUCGGCUCCGACGACAUCAAGGCGUCGCUCAAGGAGAAGAAGAGCAAGGAGCGCGCCGGCGACGCCGCCGCAGCCGCCGCCGGGGGCGUGUCGGCCGACCCGGGCGCCCUGCUGGCGCUGGCCGGCCGCGAGAUGAGGGCCGGCAGCCCGCGCGUCGCGCUGCGCUUCGUCCACAAGGCGCUGGAGCUUCGGCCGGAGGACAAGGGCGCGCUGGUGGCGCGCAGCAAGUGCUACCUGCUGCUGGGGCAGCCGCAGCUGGCGCUGCAGGACGCCGAGGCGGCGCUGCGGAGCGAGAUCGUGCGGUGCUCGGCCAUCUUCCAGAAGGCGGAGGCGCUGUACCAGCUGGGCGACUUCGAGCACAGCCUGAUGUACCACCACCGAGGCCUGCGCCUGAGGCCUGAGCUCGACGGAUUCCGUCUGGGCGUCCAGAAGGCGCAGCAGGCCAUCCAGAACACCAUCGGCGGGAAGACGCUGCUGCUCACGCCGGAACCGCCCGAGCCGCCUCCGGCGCUGUCGCAGACGCCGCCAGACGACAGCAGGCAGGAGACGGCGGCCACGUCGGUGCCGAGCUCGGGCCGGCCGGCGUCGGGCAGCGCCUGCACGGGGGACCCCGCGGCGCGCCGUCUGCUGGGCGCGCUCUGCGUCGACAAGCAGUACCUCGAGCAGCUGCUCCAGAACCCCGAUAUUAAAUGCCUGCGUCAAGAAGCUGCGAGUCACAUCUUGACGGAGGCGGAGGAAGGCAUCGAAUUCCUCAAGACCAGAGAAGAAUUCUGGCGACAGCAGAGGCCUAUACAAGUGAACAACAAAAAGAAGAAGAAGCAUUAGAAGUAGAUGUACCUGGUCACGACACGCACUGAAUUCUGUAAACUUAGUGUACAGUUUUCACCUUAGCUGGACCGAACCUACAGACUCAGAAGAUUCGUAAAGUGUUUGCAAGAGUUCUCCAUAAUGAUGACUGAUGUUUCAUUUUCGAUAUUCCAUUCCAGAGAUUUCUAGACGGUAUUAAGAAGAACGGAUGUUCUCUUGAUCUUUAUGUCUGAUUCCAACAAGGAAUCUGUAUGUAACGGUUACGUAACUAUCUACAUUCGUAUGGUGGUAGUGGAUUUUCUUAGCAUCGAGUCAGUUUCCACACAUUGAUGUUAAAGGAACUCAGUAAUUGAUAACUGCUGACUUUUGCGUGUUCGUUCGAUGAAUAACUACGCACUUGAUGUAGGAGCUUCCAUGAACGCCAGUCGAAAGACAAAAUGUCAUGAUACUAAAUUGUUUCUUGUCAAUCUUCCAAACGUACAAAUAUUUAAGUACUAAU
This is a messenger RNA of Schistocerca gregaria, 1759 nucleotides long. RefSeq names its product outer dynein arm-docking complex subunit 4-like. Bases 1 to 1278 code for a protein of 425 amino acids. Gene Ontology annotation, cellular component: cytoplasm. Gene Ontology annotation, molecular function: protein binding. The record is from RefSeq and is a predicted model, not a curated record. The transcript has 7 exons. Lineage: Eukaryota; Metazoa; Arthropoda; Insecta; Orthoptera; Acrididae.